This is a messenger RNA of Danio rerio (zebrafish), 2368 nucleotides long. Lineage: Eukaryota; Metazoa; Chordata; Actinopteri; Cypriniformes; Danionidae. The record is from RefSeq and is a predicted model, not a curated record.
GGCACCCAAGGGCAUUUUCAAACUUUCUCCAGAAAGUCCACGGCGUGGCUCUGCCGGACUAAUUACCCCGUCAAACUUUCCCUAAUGAGGCUGUGAGCGCGAGCGGCACCGGCCGGGCUCCUAUCGCGGGCUGUAGGGGCGCAGGCGGUGGUCGUGCCGGCUUUCAGUCCGGUGGGAAGUCGGUCAGUCGCACAGAUGUGAAGGUGUUCUCCGGAUCUCCCUCCCUCUCCAUCUCCCUGUGUUUUAUGUCUGCGUCACAACAAGUCGAAGGAGAGCGAGAGAGAAAGAGAGAGAGGCAGAGAUGAUGAUGAUGGCGUCUCUCUCGGGCUGAAUCUCCUGACGAGCACACGCUUGAAAGCAUCAAACCGAGAGACAUGAAGACGGACAGAGAGAGAGAGAGACGGACGGACGGACAGACGGUUGCGCACUGACGCGCGUUUGAUCCGCCGCGACUCUCCAAAACGCGCCGAUUAUUCGGGACAGUGAUUGAGACGCAGAACAACACCGGUCACCAUCAGGCGUUUCAUGUGAGACUGACAUCUCUUCCCCGUCUCUGUGACCCCAGCAGAGCCGAUCACUCCACACAGGAUGGGGGGAGUCAGUGAAGGAGAGGAUGUUUUGGCCAGGUGGAGCGAUGGACUUUUAUAUCUCGGCAAUGUCAAACGAGUGGACAGUGUCAAGCAGUGCUGUUUGAUCAGAUUUGAGGAUAACUCUGAAUUCUGGGUCCUCAGGAAAGACAUCCACUCGUUCUCUUCAGGAGGAGAGGAGGUUUGCUGUAUCUGUGAUUCGCCACCUCUUAAAGAACCUCUCGUAAACUGCCUCAAAUGUCGCCACGGUUAUCAUCCAGAGUGCCAUACCCCGUCCAUAGAGCCUGAAGUCGACCCCAACAGCUGGAUUUGUCGCCAAUGUGUCUUCGCAGUUGCAACCAAGAGAGGAGGAGCGUUGAAAAGAGGACGUUUCGCUCGGCUCAUGCAGAUCAUGAAAGUACGCUUGCCCUAUCAGCUCUCAUCUCUGGACUGGGACCCUCAGCACUUGACCAACCAGCAGCAGUGUUACUGCUAUUGUGCUGGGCCUGGAGAGUGGAAUCUAAAGAUGCUGCAGUGUGGCAGUUGUGGACAGUGGUUUCAUGAAGCCUGCACUCAGUGCCUGAGCAAACCUCUUCUGUAUGGAGAUCGCUUUUAUCAGUUCCAGUGCUCCGUCUGCAGCAAUGGAGCAGAGAGCGUCCAGAGGCUUCCCAUGACCUGGGUAGAUUUGGCCCAUUUGGUGCUGUAUCACCUCUCUCUGUGCUGCAAGAGGAAGUACUUCGAUUUCGAUCAUGAAAUCAUGUCGUUUGCAAAUGAGAACUGGGAGUCUUUGCUUCUUGGCACGCUGUCAGACACGCCGAGGCAAGACCGUUGCCAAAACCUGCUCAACGCUUUAAACUCCCACAAAGACAGGUUCGUCUCGGGGAAGGAAAUCAAGAAGAAGAAAUGUCUCUUCGGGCUCCAGGUUCGAGCUCCUCCCCCUCUGUCAUCCGACCAAUCACCUUUCAUCGCCGAACAGCCAAUUAACAUCACCCACAGGAGAAGCCCGUCGUCAGUGUCCUGUCAGCGGAGAGCAGUGGCACCGGAUGUGCGUAAACCCAAACGUCGGGUCACUGAGACACAGUCUUGUCCAGCAGGAGUUGCGGCAGACGCUCUUGACCGCGUGCCGUGCUGUCGUGGUUAUGAAGGAUCAAACCUGUACAACUCCAGAAAACCAGAUGAGGAGAUGAGUCUGGGUUCACCGCCGAAGAGGAUGUUUGCUCUCUAUCAUCCAUCAUACAACGCAUCUCAGGACCUGUCUAGAGCUCUUCACCACUACAGUGCAGAGGACCCUUGUGGACUUCCAGCUCCCUGCCUUCCGUGCUCUGUGUCGUCGGCUCACGCACCGGCGCAGCGCUAUGAAAGCUGCCCUUCUCUCUUCCUGCGGGACGUGCCUCCCUUCCACAGCCCCGUGGGCAUGGCUGCACCAUCGAGCAUGGGCUGGGCAGGAGGAGAUGCUGUCCGAAUCCUUGCCCGACGCGUGACGGCCGACGGAAAGCUCCAGUACCUGGUGGAGUGGGGGAACGUGAGCGUCUACUGAAAACACCAUCAACAGAGACCCAGGAAAGGGCUACAGACAUGCGGAUGAACUGCUAGAAAACUGUGAGAGGCUGUUUGGGACAAAACACACUGAAACACUUACAAAUAUAUGUUUGGUCAUACACUCACCGGCCACAUUAUUCAGAACUGUCUUAAUCCCUGGAAAACCCUCUGGUACUGCAAAUAUUCCUUUUUGAAAUGGAGAUUUUGGUCCAUAUUGACAUGAUAGCAUCACACAGUUGCUGUAGAUUUGUUAGUUGCACAUA